Messenger RNA from Python bivittatus (Burmese python), 1566 nucleotides. NCBI's taxonomy places the organism in Eukaryota, Metazoa, Chordata, Lepidosauria, Squamata, Pythonidae. The record is from RefSeq and is a predicted model, not a curated record.
AUGGUACCCAAUUUAGCCACGCUGCUGCCGCUUUCCCCAGACCCCACAGGGACCCCCCGUCUGCUGAAGAACGACUCCGCCUGUGGGACGUCAGUGGUCCCUCAGCCAGAUGGCUCCGUAGCAGUAGAGACGGCCUUUGACGGAUGCUACACCAAGGCGCAACGGGGAGGUGACCGCUGGCUCCUCCCUCGCCAGGACGGGAGCUAUCGGACAACCGUCCAGAUCGAAGGCGUCAGACCUGAUAGACAGAUGACCUCCUAUAAAAAGGAACUGAGGUGCCCAGAGCCACGUCUAGUCCUGGAUCCUCCCAGCGCCAGCCUAUGCUCAGCGGUCCAGCUUGCAGACCGGCUGCCCUGCGGCUCCGGUCGGGUCAGCCACGGCGAGUGUUCCCACUGGGGCUGCUGCUUUGACCAUCGGGACAGAGUGACCCCCUGCUAUUACGGCAAGGCAGUGACGGCACGCUGCACCCCGGAGGGCAGCUUCUCGCUUGCCAUCUCCAGAGACGCCGUCCUCCCGCCACUCCGCUUGGAUUCGCUGCAUCUCCGGAGCAGUCGGGGGGGGCGCUGUGGGCCUGUGGCCAGGAACAAAAUAUUUGUCGUGUUCAACUUUCCACUUUCUGCAUGUGGCACAACCUUCAAGGUAAGUGGGGAGGGCCAUCGGGUCUACGAGAACGAGCUCUCGGCAGACGGACGGGUCCUCCUGUCCUCUUCAGGCUCCAUCACCCAGGACAGCAAUUUCAGGCUGACCAUCCACUGCAGCUACUCCGGAGAUGAGUCCCUCCCCGUGAGCGUCCUGGUGGCCUCUCUUCCUCCCCCACCUGCCAUUGCCCAGCAGGGGCCCCUUGCUCUGGAAAUGCGGAUUGCUCGAGACGAGACCUACUCCUCCUAUUAUGUUGACCUGGACUAUCCGGUGGUGAAGCUUCUCCGUGACCCCAUUCACCUCGAAGUCCGCCUCCUUGGGAGGAGGGAUCCUGCGCUCGUUCUGCUCCUCCACGAAUGUUGGGCCACCCCGAGCACCAACCCCCUCCGGAAGCCUCAGUGGCCCCUUCUGGAGAGCGGGUGCCCCUACAGAGGAGACAACUAUCAGACCCAGCUGGUGCCCCUCUGGAGGGACCUGGGGCUGCCCUUUCCGUCUCACCAUCAGCGCUUCAUCGUCAGGACCUUCACCCUUGUGGACAUGGAUUCUCAGAGGAUGCUCACCGGGCCGGUGUACUUCCACUGCAGCGCGUCGGUGUGCGUGCCUUCUGCCCGGGAACAAUGCAGCACCUGCUGCGAGGCCAGCACGCAGGGGAGACGCCAAAGAGAUGCUCGGGGAGGUGCUCCGGCAGAGCCAGGGCGGGUGCGGAUGCUGGCUUCUGCCGGGCCUGUGGACUUCUUCAGCCAGGCUGUGGAGGCCUCCCUCCCAGAAGGGUCCAGAGCGCUCCCCUCUGAGGGGUUCCUGCGAUGGGAGGACGGCCUUUCCCUGGCGGCGGGGGUGGCGGCUGUGUUGGCCUUUGGGUCGAUGGUGCUGGUGGUGCUCCGAAGGCGUGGGGAGCAGCAUGCGGGCGAAGGACUUUCCUGCGCGUGA